This is a messenger RNA of Dioscorea cayenensis subsp. rotundata (Guinea yam), 522 nucleotides long. RefSeq lists its product as uncharacterized. NCBI's taxonomy places the organism in Eukaryota, Viridiplantae, Streptophyta, Magnoliopsida, Dioscoreales, Dioscoreaceae. The transcript has 2 exons. Bases 1 to 522 code for a protein of 173 amino acids. The record is from RefSeq and is a predicted model, not a curated record.
AUGGCUCCUUAUGAGGCACUGUAUGGCAGGAGAUGUAGGUCACCCAUUUGUUGGGAUGAUGUGGAAGGACGUAAAUUGUUAGGGCCAGAGAUUGUGCAGUUGACAGUAGAGAAAGUUUGUCUAAUCAGAGAUCCCCCCACUAAAGGAGUUAUUCAUUUUGGUGUGAGAGGGAAGCUCAGCCCUCGGUUUAUUGGUCUGUUUGAGAUCUUAGAACGUAUUGGUGAGGUGGCAUAUCGGCUUGCAUUACCACCUUCACUAUCUCGAGUUCAUGAUGUGUUCCAUGUUUCUAUGCUGAAGAAGUUCAUUCCGAAUCCUGACCAUGUGAUACAAUUCUCUGACUUUGACCUUAACAAUGAUUUGACGUAUGAGGAGCGACCUAUAAAGAUCGUGGAUUUGAAGAAGCAAACUCUGAGAAUGAGGGUCAUUCCUUAUGUCAAGGUUCAAUGGAUCAAUCACACAGAGCAUGAAGCUACUUGGGAAUUAGAGUCAAAGAUGCGAGAGAAAUACUCAUAUCUGUUCUGA